AUGGGCCCCUGUAUGGGCCCCUGUAUGGGCUCCUGUAUGGGCUCCUGUAUGGGCUCCUGUAUGGGCUCCUGUAUGGGCUCCUGUAUGGGCUCCUGUAUGGGCUCCUGUAUGGGCUCCUGUAUGGGCUCCUGUAUGGGCUCCUGUAUGGGCUCCUGUAUGGGCUCCUGUAUGGGCUCCUGUAUGAGCGCUCACAGCUUUGGAGCAUGUAUCAGGAGCUUCACAGGUGCACGAUUCCGCCUCACUGUGACUGACCAACAUCUCAGAUCUGUUCUGCGAGGCUCUUGUGAGAGGGAGUCAGAGAAAAACCCUGAGUGCAGGGCAUGUCCAUGGUCUGGUAAGGGCCCAAGAGCUCAGUGA
Knipowitschia caucasica is the source of this 357-nucleotide messenger RNA. The record is from the annotation of a GenBank genome assembly. NCBI's taxonomy places the organism in Eukaryota, Metazoa, Chordata, Actinopteri, Gobiiformes, Gobiidae.